Molecule: messenger RNA, 1421 nt
Organism: Drosophila virilis
Lineage: Eukaryota; Metazoa; Arthropoda; Insecta; Diptera; Drosophilidae
Source: RefSeq, a predicted model, not a curated record
AGUAUAUAAUAAAACGCUUCAAAGCAAGUAAUUGGUAUUAGUUAUUUAUCGAGCUUACAGUAGUUUGGACAGUAAACAACGAUUUUUUUUGGUAUCAAAGAAUGUCGAAUGAAAACAAUGAAUUUAAUGCCGAUGAGCUGAAGGCACCCACCUGGCUGGACUCACAAUUUCUAAAAAACGUGUUGGCAAAUAACUUAAAAGAUGAUCAGCUGGAAGUACUGUACUAUAAAAUCUCUCCGGCUACCGUAAAGGGUGAUCAUUAUGCCAGUGUUAUGUUUCGAGUCGCUGUGGAAUAUAUGACCCAAGCGGGCGAGAAGGCCUCUAAGUCCUUAAUAAUUAAGACAAUGCCCGAACUGGAGGGCUUCAAGAAGGAACAACUGGGCGAAUCACAUAUCUUCCAAACAGAGAUUGGCAUGUAUACCGAAAUACUGCCGAAAAUUGAGGCCAUACUGCGAGAGGCAUCCGAUGACAUAUCGCUGUAUGCGCCUUGCCUAUACUGCAGCUUGGAUCCGCGUCAGGUAAUGAUAUUCGAGGAUCUGGUGCCCUUGGGCUACACUGUAGUGCGCGAUAGGGAGCCUACUCUGGAGGAGGUGAAAUGCGCCUAUUCCAAGCUGGCCAAGUGGCAUGCCGUUAGCUACAAGUUACAAAAGGAGGAGCCAGCCGUGUUUGAAAAAUACAAAUACAGUUUAAUGGAGCUACCCAAAAUAAUGGAGGAUCCGUUUAUGAACGGCAUAGAUUACUUCAUUAGAAUGCUGGACGAAGUGCCCGACUUGAGUGUCUAUAAGCCGCACUUUGAAAAGAUACGCGCCAAUUAUCAGGAAACGUUUAGAGCUUCUUUUGUGGAGUAUCGCGAGAAUCGCCAGGAAAAUGCGUAUUAUGUGCUAUGCCACGGCGAUCUUUACAUUAGGAACAUGAUGUUCAAGCAUAAUAAAGAGAGUGGGAUCUUGGAGGACUGCAUGCUGCUGGAUUUCCAGAUGAGCAAUGUGGGUCCCAUGCCUAACGAUAUAAUUUACUCAAUAUAUCAAAUGCUAUCGCCCGAUCAACGCCAAUAUCAUCGCAAUGAGUUAAUUGAGUAUUAUUUUUCCAAUUUCACGGAGACCUUAAAGAAAAUAAAAUAUGCGGGCGAAUUGCCCAAUUUGGCCGAGUUUCACCGGCAGCUGUUUCGGCAAAGAUACUUGGAAUUGUUUCUUCUGACCACAUUUUUGCCGUUAAUGUAUUGUGUUAAAAGUGGAAAGCAAAAGUCCGAGGAUAUGGUGGAAAUGCGCUAUAAAGAGGACUUAAGACAGAGCUUUUAUCGGAUCGAGGGCUAUGUGGAGGAAGUUCGAAAGCUUUUGAAAAGUUUUGAGCAGCAAGGUUAUUUUGAAUAAAAUGGAUUUGCUAUAAAUGUGCAAUAAAAACUUGUUUCGCAUCAUUAUUGUGUA